This is a messenger RNA of Cyprinodon variegatus (sheepshead minnow), 4618 nucleotides long. RefSeq names its product gamma-aminobutyric acid (GABA) A receptor, gamma 1 (gene gabrg1). Gene Ontology annotation, biological process: gamma-aminobutyric acid signaling pathway; signal transduction; monoatomic ion transmembrane transport. Gene Ontology annotation, molecular function: GABA-A receptor activity; GABA-gated chloride ion channel activity; transmitter-gated monoatomic ion channel activity involved in regulation of postsynaptic membrane potential. NCBI's taxonomy places the organism in Eukaryota, Metazoa, Chordata, Actinopteri, Cyprinodontiformes, Cyprinodontidae. The transcript has 9 exons. The record is from RefSeq and is a predicted model, not a curated record. Gene Ontology annotation, cellular component: postsynapse; GABA-A receptor complex; dendrite membrane. Bases 126 to 1511 code for a protein of 461 amino acids.
UGGAUCCAUGCCCCUCCACCAUCCUCUGCAUUCAGCCGUGAUCCACCGACAGAAACAGCCUCACUCUAACCGCUGUAUUUUAUUAUUCUUAUUACAGCUGCUUUUUUUGUUGAUCCAGCUGCGGAAUGAAGUCGCUGCUUUUCUCAGCACUGCGGGAUAAAACCAUGAAGCCCUGGCUGCUGUUCGCGCUGCUCGGUCUGGGUUCAGCCACUGGUCCCAGUAAACAGGAGGAUGAAGAUUAUGAAGAUGUUCCUAUAAAUAAAACCUGGGUGCUAUCGCCUAAGGUCUAUGAAAGCGAUGUGACUUUGAUCUUGAAUAAACUGCUGCAGGGUUACGACAACAAACUUCGACCUGACAUUGGAGUACGACCGACAGUGAUUGAAACAGCAGUUUAUGUCAACAGUAUUGGACCAGUGGAUCCUAUCAACAUGGAGUACACCAUUGACAUCUUCUUUGCCCAGACGUGGUAUGACAGCCGACUGAAGUUCAACAGUUCAAUGAAGCUGCUCAUGCUCAAUAGUAACAUGGUAGGCAAAAUCUGGAUUCCCGACACCUUCUUCAGGAAUUCCCGAAAAUCUGAUGCCCACUGGAUCACAACUCCCAACCGACUUCUGAGGCUGUGGAGUAAUGGGAGAGUCAUGUACACGCUAAGGUUGACUAUUAAUGCGGAGUGUUACCUUAAGCUGCAUAACUUUCCAAUGGAUGAACACUCAUGCCCGCUGGAGUUUUCGAGCUAUGGUUAUCCAAAAAACGAGAUCACAUAUCGAUGGCAACGGAGGGCUGUGGAGGUGGCCGACCAGCGUUACUGGAGACUCUACCAGUUUGCUUUUGUAGGGAUGAGGAAUACCACCGAUGAGGCGCACACACAGUCAGGGGAAUAUGUCAUCAUGACAAUCUUUUUUGAUCUGAGUCGGCGGAUGGGCUACUUCACCAUCCAGACCUACAUUCCCUGCAGUAUGAUUGUGGUCUUAUCCUGGGUCUCUUUCUGGAUUAACAAGGAUGCCGUGCCAGCUCGGACAUCUCUAGGAAUCACUACAGUACUCACUAUGACAACUCUGAGCACCAUCUCUAGAAAGUCUCUGCCGAAGGUUUCCUACAUCACUGCCAUGGAUCUGUUCGUCUCUGUCUGCUUCAUCUUCACCUUUGCGGCUCUCAUGGAAUACGGCACAUUGCACUACUUCACCAGCAACCGGCAGACCAAGAAGGGUAAAGCAAACAACAGUGCUCAGCAGAAAGUCCCAAGCAUGGUAAAUAUCCGACCUGGAACGUCCCUGUUGCAGAUGAACAACAUUGUGCCAUAUCACGAGGAUGACGACUAUGCAUAUGACUGUUUAGAUGGAAAAGACUGCGCCAGUUUCUUCUGCUGCUUUGACGACUGUCGAUCGGGGGCCUGGCGAGAAAAUAGGAUGCACGUACGGGUGUCCAAAAUAGAUUCGUACUCGCGGAUAUUUUUUCCUACAGCUUUUGGCCUUUUUAAUCUAGUUUACUGGAUUGCUUAUCUGUAUUUAUAAAACAGAAUGCUUAUUUAUAAACAAAUUAGCUGGAGUUUAACAUCUGCAAACAGCUGCUUUUAGAUAAGCUAUAAAUAACACUGCAAACUUUUGCUUUGAUAAUAUUAAAGGCCCGGCUGCAGAGAGGCAUGGCAUAUUAGUAAUAACAGCUUCAAUACCUUUUCCCUGCACAGCAAUCAGGAAACAGGAUCAAAGUUUGGCUAUUUCUUCUGGAAAUUAGCUGUAAUAUACUGUUUGCACAUGUACAAACUCCAGUCUACACAGAGGAACUAUUGCCAUUAAUCUUUACUACAACAGCCCUAAUAUUUCUCUUUGCCACUUUGCAUUGAUAUCUUGCUUUACACUUUGCAGCUGGAAUUAAAUCAAUUGGAAAAUAGGUUCCUUGACUUUUCUCAGAAAAGCCAGUAACUUAUCCGAACAAUAAGUGAUUAAUGUUAUUCUGAAGAAUCAGGGAACGUACCUUUAAAAAUACAACGCACUGUCCUCCUUUUCUGUGGACUAUCAGGAACGAUGACAGUUGUUUUUAGGGCAGACAGAUUUUAUACUUUUAUGAAUUAUGUGUUGCAAAAAAAGAUUGAGUUAAUGCCCUGUUCAGGUUAACACAUCAGUUCUUAAUUCAACCUUUCCAGCUGUAAAUUGAUUGUUUUCUUACUAAAAAAGUUCAUUUGGAUCCAUGAAAGGCUGCACAUAACUUUAUACAGGUCUGUGGCAUAAGAACUUCUCAGUAACAUUUUCCUAUAUUUCAAUACAGCAAUAGAAAUAUAAAGGGCAGCUUUUGGUAGCAUAUUGAUUGUCAAAGAGAAGAAGUACCCAUUUAGAUAAUUUUAUUCAUCAUUCAUGUAUUGAAAAAGAUCAUUUAUUUGAAAAGUAAAGAAUUUAACUUGUAUUAUGCUGAUAAGGGUUGUUAGAUUACACAGCUUUCAAUUUUUUGUCUUUUAGUUUUAGUUGAAGGCGAGUUCUGUCCUGCAACAGAAAUGUGGAGAAGGCCAAUGUGACUGAAAUGAAAAAGAACCAAACCCCUCUGUAACAGAACACACUUCUUGAAAAAGGAGAGGCUGUGAUCAUAGCAGCAAAGCCAGUGCAUACUGUCUCCAUAUCUGUAUUCAAUGCUAUACAUACAUUCCUGCAUUUUGGAUUGUACGUCGCAAAUCUUUGUUGUUUUUUUACACCUUGUAAUGUUCCUGAGCCUGACAAGUCAGAAUUAUUUAUGCCAUAUACACAGCAAAUUAGUCUAAAAAGCAACAGGUAGAGACAAAUUUCAAAGGGUGAGACUACCUCGUUCAGCGGAAACUGGUUAGAACCAGUCAGAAAACUACAAAUGAUGCAAAUAUGUCUUAAAGACAAGAAAAUAAAGAACAACUGUACAGCAACCAUUUUUUAAGCUUUAAAAGAUAUAUCUAGCUCAUUUAGUACAUCAUUUAAUUGCUCCAUUUCUGCUGCCAUCUUAACUAUCAUAGUAGCAUUAAAACACUGCUGCAUUAUGGGUAGUUCUAGCUCUAUGAGCGAUGCAUAUAUACAUUCCAAAUCGUUUUAUUACAGGUGUUCAGUAAUUCCGGUUACCAAGCCAUGAAUGGUUUCAGGCGGCAUUCUCUCUAUUUGUUUCCUUGAAAAAACCCCAAAGUGUCAGACAAUAAGGAGUAAUUUUCCUGGUUCGUAAACCAAAAUCAACCAUUCCUGCUAAAUAUUUAAAGGCUUUUGUUUUGCACAGGGACUCCAUAUUAUUAAAAACCCUUCCACUCUGCUUUAAAGCUGUUAAGAACCUCUUGUAAAUAUUUAGAAAAAAUGUAACUUUGAGCUGUACAAUGCCUGUAAACCUGGUAGCGCAUUUAAUGAUAAUAUUUUGAUAUAUAUCUAUAUAUAUAUAGAUAUAUAUAUAUAAAAAAAUAAAGAGCGAGCGAGAGAGAGAACAUACUGUAUUUGAACGCUCAUGGAAGCCCAUAACACUAUGACUUUAACCACGCAUAUUUUUUCUAAAAUAACAAAUAAAGGCAUUUUGCUUGGAAUAAGUAGAAAAUGUGGCUUACUUGCUAACAACAGCAAAAACAAUAAUGAGUACUUAAUUUUUUUUAAUAUUUCUAUUUUCCUUGAAAUGAUGAACAGAAUCUUAGUACAUAGAAACAGCCAAUGGGUAAAUGAAGAGGACUUGAGCAGAAAAUGUCAACGCAGAGACAUCUUGCAGGAAGACAACAGCCAGACCACUAAGAGGACCAUCGAUCAUUUGCACAUUAUGUCUUUUGUCACAACAUAAUAGCUUCUAAUGUCCACAGAUUAAAUAAAUUAACUAGGGAUGUUUGACAAUAAUCAAUAGGUGUACAAUCACCUGUUUUUUUUUGUUUUUCAGGUGAUGGUACAGACAGAAUCUUUGUAUGCAGAUGCCUUUUGAGAGUUUUAAUUCCCCUCUAUGGAUAUGUCUGUUGCAUUAGCCACAUGAUUGAUAAUGUGGGAAAAAGUGAGGCUGGCUGAGUUAUUCUCAUUGGGUUUUUGGCAGAAUGUAUGAAUUCUGAUUCCUAAGUAUAUCAGAGUAAUAAUGCUGGUAGAACAGGAGAAGAAAUUGCAAUGUCUACCUUAAAGCUGCUGAAAUUUUAGUAUUUCAGAAUACUGCUUUUGUUUCAAGUGUCAUCAACCACUGGUGGGGUCUGAUUGAUGGUUCCUGACUUGGAACUCUCUCCUGGAGACAUUAUUAUUACAUUUUCACUUUUUGACCCCACAUUCAAGUUAUUACUUCCUUUGUCUUAUGGUAAUUAUGUGCGAUUAAGCUGAAUUUGGACUUUCCAAACAACACCAUCGCUCUUCAUAAGUUUUUUUCUGCAAUCAUGACACAUCUGUCGGAUAUCAAUUUUAUGAAAAGAUUGAUUAAAUAUGCUGUUAAUAGAAGAACCAACUCCUUUACUUAUUUUACCCAAACUAGAAAACAUCGAAAAGCUAAAUUUUCUUCCUACACAAUGAAAGUGGUAAUUUGCAGGACUAGAGUACAGCCAAAAUGUUUGGUAGAUGCUACAAAGAAAAGGUCAGAUUAUAUGUUUUUUAUGUUAAUAUCACUUUGUAUUGGAUCAAAUGAAAGUAAUAAGUUUGAAACAUAAUUCAGAAUUCAUGUUGUCUUAGACAGA